Molecule: messenger RNA, 2189 nt
Organism: Orycteropus afer afer
Lineage: Eukaryota; Metazoa; Chordata; Mammalia; Tubulidentata; Orycteropodidae
Product: tomoregulin-1
Molecular function (GO): protein binding
Source: RefSeq, a predicted model, not a curated record
CCCUGCGCUUCCCGCCGUCCAGGGGCGCCAGUCAUGGGCGCUGCGGCCGCUGAGGCGCCGCUCCGGCUGCCUGCUGCGCCCCCGCUCGCCUUCUGCUGCUACACGUCGGUGCUUCUGCUCUUCGCCUUCUCUCUGCCCGGGAGCCGCGCGUCCAGCCAGCCCCCGGGUGGCGGCGGCGGCGGCGGCGACUGUCCCGGAGGCAAAGGCAAGAGCAUCAACUGCUCAGAGUUCAAUGUGAGGGACUCUGAUGUAAGAGUUUGUGAUGACUCAUCAUGUAAAUAUGGAGGUGUCUGUGAAGAAGAUGGAGAAGGUUGGAAAUGUGCAUGCCAGUUUCAGUGCCAUACAAAUUACAUUCCCGUUUGUGGAUCAAAUGGGGACACUUAUCAAAAUGAAUGCUUCCUCAGAAGGGCUGCUUGUAAGCACCAGAGAGAGAUAACAGUGGUAGCAAGAGGACCGUGUUACUCUGAUAAUGGCUCUGGAUCUGGAGAGGGAGAAGAGGAAGGGUCUGGGGCAGAAGUUCACAGAAAACACUCCAAGUGUGGACCUUGCAAAUACAAAGCUGAGUGUGAUGAAGAUGCGGAAAAUGUUGGGUGUGUAUGUAACAUAGACUGCAGUGGAUACAGUUUUAAUCCUGUGUGUGCUUCCGACGGGAGUUCCUAUAACAAUCCCUGUUUUGUUCGAGAAGCAUCUUGUAUAAAGCAAGAACAGAUUGACAUAAGGCAUCUUGGCCAUUGCACAGACACAGAUGACACUAGCUUGUUGGGAAAGAAAGAUGAUGGACUACAGUAUCGACCAGAUGUGAAAGAUGCAAGUGAUCAAAGAGAAGAUGUUUAUAUUGGAAACCACAUGCCUUGCCCUGAAAAUCUCAAUGGUUACUGCAUCCAUGGGAAAUGUGAGUUCAUCUAUCCCACUCAGAAGGCUUCCUGUAGAUGUGAGUCUGGCUACACUGGGCAGCACUGUGAGAAGACAGACUUCAGUAUUCUGUACGUAGUACCGAGUAGACAGAAGCUUACUCAUGUGCUCAUCGCAGCCAUUAUUGGAGCUGUGCAGAUCGCCGUCAUAGUAGCAAUCGUCAUGUGUAUCACAAGAAAAUGCCCUAAAAACAACAGAGGACGUCGACAGAAGCAGAACCUAGGUCAUUUUACUUCAGAUACGUCAUCCAGGAUGGUUUAAACUGACGACUUUUAUACGUACAUUGACCACGCGAUGUACAUUUAUUAUGUCUUUUUUUAAAGAAUGGAAAUAUUUAUUUCAGAGGCCUUAUUUUUGGACAUUUUUCGUGUAGUGCCGUUGGCUCGCAUUAGAAACCCUCAGCUACAGCAGUUUCGGACUGUUCAGUAGUCUUUGCUUUAUGGUUUUAAAUACAGAAGUUGAUUUCAUGAAUUUGUACCACACGGUAACCCUAAGACUUGUUCUUUACCCACGGAAUGUAAUAUUUUUGCAAAGAUGGACCCCUUCACAAAGGUUCUAAAGUUACACUCCUGCCCCCACACUGACCACAGCAAUGACAAAGCAUGAACUAAAGGUAAAGAUGUUUACAGAUUACUUUUCUUACAAAAAGAAAAAUUUAGAAGACACUGUGUUUAAAUAGACCUUUAAAUGUUUUUGAGAUUUAGUAACUGAUUUUUUUAGACAUUGCCUAUUGCAUGAACUGUAAACCUGUGUGUGUUAGAUGUAAACUAUUUAUGAGAUGUAUAGACUGGAAUUUGACUAUUCCUCUCUUUGAAGAAAACAAUUCUAACAAUUGGGAAAAGUAUCGGACGGUAUGAUGGAACAGAUUGCUGAGAAGUAGAUUUAGGUAUUGUGAAACUAGGCUGUUUAAGAUUGGAAUAAAGCCUACUCUAUCAGUUAAACCACUUUGGUAUGCAUUCAUUUUUAAAGCAAAUACUUGUUUGAACAUAAGUAAGCAAAUUGUAUCUGUGUGUGUGAAUAAAAAACAGGAAUGAUUGUUAAAGGUGCUCUUAAAGUGAGCUCAAAAAAUGACCUGAGACCUCUAUCCAAAUUGUCCUGUAGUUAUAGCUCUAUCAAUAGAUCAUUUGUUUCAGCAUCUGAAGUGUGAAUAGAAUGUAUUCAGCUGUUUAAUGUAGCUUAGAUAUUCAGAAGUAUGCAUGUAGAAUUGAAGACUAUGUUCAGAAUUAAAUAUUAAAUAUUUGAUUUGAAAAAGCAUGGUAUAAUAGAGUGUUUUCACU